AUGACCUCUUACCAGGCAUCGGCUGUAGCUUCAUCGUCGGAGGAGGAGUCUGACGAUGAUCCGCGUCAAGUGCCGCAUAGCAUCGGCAUCAUCCAAACGACCGCCAAUCCAGCACUCUUGCCCGCUGCUUUGUUUGAGCGAGAGUCAUCUCAGCGGAGUGCCACUUCAACGCCGGCCCUGUCACCGGGUCUGUCUCGAAGGUCAGGGUUCAUGAUGACUCCUACAGAGAGUGCGGAAGGCGAGGAUGAUGCCGUGCGAGUCAUUACCACGUAUUGUCCGCUACAAACACCCACCAGGGAGUAUCAUCCAGAUACCUUGGAUUGUAUUGCGCAAGCUGCACAAACACUAAUUGACCGGGGCGCCGUAGUGAUUGUACUGGAUACGGGCUAUUCGGCACUACAGACAGACCUAUCAAGGCGCAUUGCAGGGCGGGUCCCUAUUGUUGCAACAAGUCUCUUGCAACUCGCUAGUUUGCGCACAGUCAUGCCAAGUUGUGGUGUUGUGACACUCGACAGGCAAGGCAUCUCGAGUAUGAAUCUCGCUGCAGUCUUGGCAGACCCAGCUACGCCUGUGAUUGGGAUGGAUCCGUCCAGUACGUGGCGUCAACUACUAGAUCCAGAGGAAGAGGAUCCCGCGACAGAUGAGGCACCCGAUGCGCCUGUGACUGACCUGCAAGGGACACCAUCUAUUCCAAUUGCCGGAGGAAGAAGUCAGCCAAGGACACAGCCUGGGUCCUUGUCAAUGGGUCGACUGAGUGGUCCCUCACCCUCUAUGCAGCUCUUACCGGCGAGUUACUCUUCCACGUUUGCGUCUGUCCGUGCCUUUGAUGCAAGAGAACAACCCACCACGUCUACACGAGAGAAUGGCGUCUUGCACAAACUUCGUCUUGAGCGGUUGAUUGAACGCAAUGACCAAGUACUGCUGGACGAGUUGCUGACGGCGUGUAAGGCCAUUAUUUCACGGUAUGGCUGUACGUGCAUUAUACUUGAAGAACCACGCUUUGCCACGUUCACACGCAGGUUACAAGAAGUGCUUGCAGUGGAUGUGCCUGGGACGGUGCUCUAUGAUGUGGUUGCAACGGUGCAAUGGCUCUAUGCUGGCUACCGCAGUGCACGUCCCGCUCGUGCUGCGAAUGGGCCGAUGGCCACAUCACGCGCCGGACGCAUGACGCCCGGUGUAGCAACAGGGCCUGGUCCAGCACAGGGAGGGAUUGCACCGGGUGUGGGUCUUCCCCUGGAUGGCAACUAUAUCGGUGGCAGUAGCAACUUUAUUGGAAGGUCACUCUCGCGACGAGCUAUCCAUACGAGUGCACAGCAGUCGGGUGCUUUGAGUCCCGGUAUUGCGAGUCCUGUGCGACCUUCUAUACCCCGGUCUCGGUCGAUGCGGGAGCAAGUAUUGGAGAGGGUGGAGGAUGCGAGCAUCAUUGGCGAGACGAUGCCGUUGCCGGAUGUAUGA
Messenger RNA from Protomyces lactucae-debilis, 1455 nucleotides. RefSeq lists its product as uncharacterized. The transcript has a single exon. The record is from RefSeq and is a predicted model, not a curated record. Bases 1 to 1455 code for a protein of 484 amino acids. NCBI's taxonomy places the organism in Eukaryota, Fungi, Ascomycota, Taphrinomycetes, Taphrinales, Protomycetaceae.